AUGUUUGAGAUGGAUGGGACGGUUAUUUUCAGAAGGGUUGAUCGUCGUCAUGGGUCAUGGGUGUUUGGGGUAUGGGUGAAUGCUGGGGGAGGUGCUGUCUGGCACCAUGGCUGCAUGGUUGACAUGUUGGCGUUUGGAGAGGAAAUGUACAAAGAGGUGAAGGAUGGCAAGAUGCGAUUUUGCGAUUUCUUGUGGGAACCGUGGUUUGAGGGAUGGGUGCUCCGUCUUUGCGAGCCAAUCGUAAACGGCAGCCACGGAGGAUCCGCAGGGGUAUGGGCGGGAGGAGCGAUGGAAGAUGAGAAAGGGGAGGGGAGAGUUGACAAGAGAAGGUGCGACCCUACGCCCGCGGACGCCACUUGGCAUUGGAAGCGUAUGUUUCAGAUUGUUCCAUGA
Sporothrix schenckii 1099-18 is the source of this 393-nucleotide messenger RNA. RefSeq lists its product as uncharacterized. The transcript has a single exon. Bases 1 to 393 code for a protein of 130 amino acids. Lineage: Eukaryota; Fungi; Ascomycota; Sordariomycetes; Ophiostomatales; Ophiostomataceae. The record is from RefSeq and is a predicted model, not a curated record.